AAUAAUGCUUCAUGUUGUUGCCUAUAUAAAUGGUGCGAGAAGCUUUGUUACAAUAACUUCACAUCAAAACAAGAUUAAGAGGUAACAAAAUCUUUAUAUAAAAAACAUCACAAACAAAAUUAGAAAAUGAUCAAAGGGCUCUUGUUGGUUUUGUUCUUUUUAAUCACUGUCAAGACUUCUGUUUCUCGUCCAUUCGCAUGGUCAAAAGGUAACAUGUCACCAGGCCAAAACACCCAAGGCGAAAGUGGGUCGGGCCGUGGCCCCAACUGGGAGUACAAUUGGGGUUGGGGUUCUGCUCCUGGAUCCGGAUGGGGUUACGGGUCGGGUUCAGGUAGAUCUCCCACUGGUUGGGGAAGAGGAUCCGGUUAUGGGUAUGGGUCUGGAUCUGGAUCAGGUAGCGGAUAUGGGUAUGGUUCUGGAGGUGGCGGAGCACAUGGUGGUGGGUAUGGUUAUGGAAGCGGAAAUGGUCGGUCUGGAGGUGGUGGUGGUGCUAAUGGUGAAGUUGCCGCUUUGGGCCACGGUGGUAAGUCUCAUCCGUGAUGAUAAGUUUGUAAUUCUCCCAACUUAAAAGGUUUUGGGAGUAGUUUAAGUGUUUGAAAUAUCAAGGUUAUUAGGUUUGGUACCCUUUUUUAAAUGUAACUUCCUUUGUCUUGUAUGUUUAAAAUAUGGUAUGGAUUAUGUGGUUGACAUGUCUUAUGAACGUCUUUGCAUGUGUGAUACCAGUUAGUGUAUUUGUAUGCACCGGUUUUAACUGUUUUUGUAUUCGAAUGGGAACUCAUGUAUCUGCUGCAUACAUGUUUGUUGUUAUUAAAACUGCACCGCAAUUACUGUAUUAUGC
Eruca vesicaria subsp. sativa (arugula) is the source of this 838-nucleotide messenger RNA. NCBI's taxonomy places the organism in Eukaryota, Viridiplantae, Streptophyta, Magnoliopsida, Brassicales, Brassicaceae. The record is from the annotation of a GenBank genome assembly.